This is a messenger RNA of Babesia ovata, 393 nucleotides long. RefSeq names its product SEY1 THEAN ame: Full= SEY1 homolog. The record is from RefSeq and is a predicted model, not a curated record. NCBI's taxonomy places the organism in Eukaryota, Apicomplexa, Aconoidasida, Piroplasmida, Babesiidae. The coding region runs from base 1 to 393 and encodes 130 amino acids. The transcript has 2 exons.
AUGUGUUCGGCGCUGGCCACUAAGCCGGUGUCGAAGCGUGCCCGCCGCGACUCGGACUCCGAAGGUUCGGACCCGGAUAAGCCGCAAGAGCACGCUCCGCUGCUGGACAUCGGCAAGAGACGCGAUCCCAUCGAUCUGCGGGCUGCAAUCGAGAACGACUCGGUGGAGUGUGAGAGGAAGGGCCUCUCCAGCUGGAAGCUGUCGCACGCGGGCGCUUCGGCGCUGCCCGCCCGCCACAUGUGCGUCAUCUGCGGGUUCUUCGGCAACUACAAGUGUAUGGACUGCGCGUCGAAGCGUAUAGCCGAGCUGCGCACCUAUGUCUGCGGCCCGCGGUGCCUCGAGAUCCACAAGGACCAGGGCUGCGGCCGUCCUCUGAACCUAACUCAUUGGUGA